AGAGUCGCUUUAGCUCUGAGACCUUGCAGUACCUGAACUCUGGCUGCACCGGUCCCCUGUGUGUGCAAGUCGAAGACUACAGCCAAGUCUCUGGCAGUGUCCAGGCUUACGCCUCAGGAGACGUGAAGAUCUGGAUCGGGACCAGCUACACUUCAUAUGGGCUCUAUGAAUUGAUACCCAAGGAGAAGCUCAUAGAAGACACCUACUCCCCAGUGAUGGUAACCAAGGCGGUGAAAAACAGCAAGGAGCAAACCCUCCUCAGGGCCAGUCACGUGCGGGAUGCUGUGGCUGUGAUCCGCUACUUGGUCUGGCUGGAGAAGAACGUGCCUCAAGGCACCGUGGAUGAGUUCUCUGGGGCAGAACAACUGGAGAAGUUCCGAGGAGAGGAGGAGUUCUUCUCUGGAUCCAGUUUUGAAACCAUCUCUGCAAGUGGCCUGAAUGCUGCCCUGGCCCACUACAGCCCCACCAAAGAGCUGCACCGCAAGCUGUCCUCAGACGAGAUAUACCUGCUGGAUUCUGGGGGACAAUAUUGGUAUGGAUGGACAACAGACGUCACCAGGACAGUCCACUGGGGCACCCCCUCAGCUUUCCAAAAGGAGGCGUACACCCGCGUGUUGAUAGGAAAUAUUGACCUGUCCAGACUUGUCUUCCCAGCUGCUACUUCAGGACGAAUGGUGGAGGCCUUUGCCCGCAAAGCCUUGUGGGAUGUUGGGCUCAAUUAUGGUCACGGGACAGGCCACGGCAUUGGCAACUUCCUAUGUGUGCAUGAGUGGCCAGUGGGAUUCCAGUCCAGCAACAUUGCCAUGGCCAAGGGCAUGUUCACUUCCAUUGAACCUGGCUACUAUCUGGAUGGAGAAUUUGGGAUCCGUCUGGAAGAUGUGGCCCUUGUGGUAGAAGCAAAGACCAAGUACCCAGGGACCUACCUGACCUUUGAAGUGGUGUCCUUGGUGCCCUAUGAUCGGAACCUCAUUGAUGUUAGCCUGCUGUCCUCUGAGCAGCUCCAGUACCUGAACCGCUACUACCAAAUCAUCCGUGAGAAGGUGGGCCCAGAGCUGCAGCGCCGCCAGCUUCAGGAGGAGUUCUCCUGGCUACAGCGGCACACAGAGCCCCUAACUGCCAGGGCGGCGCCCACCACCUCCUUGGCCCCUCUGGUAACAGUCUCUGCUCUCGCUAUCCUAGGCUGGAGUGUCUAGUGUCUGAGACUCCCCUCCUGACCCUCUCGCUCAACUCCCCUCACCCCACAACACCCAUGCCCCAAGAGCCCCCACCAACCCAUUGCCUAGAAACCGCUGCCCUCAGCCUCCUGCUCCGGAACCAAGCCCUAGGGGUGUGGGGCUUCUUGGUCACUGUCAGCACCUCCCCCAACCCCUUCUCUGCCCUACACUCUGACCUUCAGGCUGGGACAUUCACCCUCAGCUCCCAACCCCUGGCCCCUGGAUACAAGAGCCAGGUGGUCCCCUUUCCUCCUAUGAAUCCAGCAGACCAGCCACUGACUUGGCAGACCCACCUCCUCCCCCGCUUCAAAAGAUCAAUACAAGAUAGCACCCUACCUCCCAGGAGCUCCAAGACCCUGUGAGAGUCCCACUCUCACACCUGCUGGAUACAGCCUGACGUACACUGGCUCCUGACUUGUGGGUAUUCCCGCACCCUUGAGGCUGCCUCUGGCCUCCUGCCCUGGCCCUGACCCUGCAGUGGCCUCCUGGCUGCAGUCCACAGGCUGAAGGAACAAUUGCUGCCUCCAGGCUGCUGCGCCCCUGGAGGGAGAGGAAGAGAUGGCAGCUGAGGCCUUUGGCUGUGUUACUGCCACUCCAGGGGUCAGACAGACCAGCCCCUCUACCCACCCAUGUGUAAGCCCAUCACUCCUAAACCCUGGAUGGGCUCCAUUCCUACCGACAGCAUAGGGAGUUAAGCCAUAGGAAUCUGCCCAAGGGGUAGGAGAGGACUCUGGAAUAUGGCCCUACUCGAAGUUGGGAACAACCUGAGCAACUCUACCCAAUCACUACCCCAGACUUCCCAGCACGUUGGUCACCCAGUGAGCUUUCCAAAGCACAGGCCCUGGGACCGUGCUGAAAAAUCCUCCAGCAUCCUUGGGUGAUCAUUAACCUGUGUGCAUGAAAUCUGGUCUCCCCAUUUUACAGAUAGGAGAACUGAGUUCCCAAUGGGGUAAGACCUGCCUGAGGACACACUGUGUUUGGUGGGAAAAUGGUGGGGCCAGAAUGGAUCAGCAGUCCAGAUCUUUUGCCCCUUGGUACCGUGCAGAAUGCCCUAGCCUACCUGCUAGCCCUUUCCAGGUUCGCCGAACCAGUGGCUGGAGCAUGAGGGAGGAUAGGGAAGGGCUGUCCCUGGCCAGCUGAACCAUUAGCCACCUGGGCUCACAUCCUGCUAAAAGCUUGAAACAGCCUGGCAAUGAAGCCUGCUUGUGGGUUUUGCAUUGUCUGCUGUGCAGCCGGGGACUGCUGUUACCUGUGGCUUUUGUGGUGGGGGCGGAAGGGGAGGAGGUGAGGUGGGGGCGGGGAUGUGAGGCUCCCAGAAGCUCAGUUAGGGAGCACAUGUGCUUGAGAAGGUGCAAGUGAGCAUGCGUGCGUGUAUGUGGAUUCGCAUGCAUGCCACGCCCAGCCAACCACCUCCUGUGGUAAAAGUUGUAGCUUUGUGGACAGGACCAGGGGAGCCCCAUGCUGGGGGACUUGCAAAGGUGGUCCCAGAAAGUUGGGGCCAGCACCAAGGGGAGGAGAAAGGAGAACUCUGGGGCAGAGUGCUGAGCAAGGGCACCCGGCUGAGGAGUCCCCCAGGUGGGAGCACCAAGUGUGAGGGUGACCUGUGACAGUUAUUACCACCAAUGUUGCACCCAAAGUCCCCAGCUCUGAGCCAUCCUCACUGAGAGCCUGUAGCACCCCAUGGUGGGCCCCUGUUUGCUGAGUCAUUUGCUCCCUCACAAGCUCACCCAAAAAGACGUAGUCAUAAUAAAAUGAGUCGCCGCCACCAUCACGGUCAUCACACCUAUCAUCCACUGAGUGUUCACCAUGUACCAGGCACUGUGUUUUACAUUUUUUCAAUUUUAUUGUGCUAAGAACAUUAAAUGUGAGAUCUACUCUCUUAAA
Molecule: messenger RNA, 3098 nt
Organism: Capra hircus (goat)
Lineage: Eukaryota; Metazoa; Chordata; Mammalia; Artiodactyla; Bovidae
Product: xaa-Pro aminopeptidase 2
Molecular function (GO): metalloaminopeptidase activity
Source: RefSeq, a predicted model, not a curated record